Messenger RNA from Paracoccidioides lutzii Pb01, 2964 nucleotides. RefSeq lists its product as hypothetical. The transcript has 3 exons. The record is from RefSeq and is a predicted model, not a curated record. Bases 1 to 2964 code for a protein of 987 amino acids.
AUGUCAAUGUCAACCACAUCUCGUCCUCCCUUUGCUGCAAUCAGCCCUUUUGACAGCCGACGGAGUUCCCCACCAAGCAUCGCAGCUCCAGACAACAGCAAUUACAACAAGCACCACAACUGCCGCCAAAACCCUUCUUCGCCAACUACUAAUGGUAAUUCUAUUAUCCCGGCUUCGUUCCCAUCUCCCACCUUGACAAACCCCGACAUGAUCCUCCCCUACGUCGGGGAACGUGAAUGCUCUACCCCUUCUCCUCCAUUCCGUCCCCUCAAGCUUCCAUCUCCGGAGCACUCCGACUACCGUCGCAGUUCUAUCCAGGCCGAUAGUGGAAUGCACGCCUCUUCGGGAAUUGGCGUAGCUGUCUCCGCUAUGGCCAAUGCGCCCCAUAACUGUCCCCAGAGAAACCCUCCCCCACGAAAUAAUUGGGUGUUUGCGGGGCAUCGAGUUCGUCCACCGUUGUCAGAUAUUGGAGAGGAAUCUCCCACACGGUCGAGAUGGGGAGGAGAUGAUGAUGCAGAUACGGAGGUUAGCGAUAUGGUAUUGGGCGGCUCACCGGUUCUAAAAUCUCAAUGGGGUAGUGGCAAUGACGAGCUAGGUAACGACAGGAAACGUGAUGACAAUUGUGAUCCUGAAGAUUGCAGCGCUGAGAAUGAUGAUGAUGAUGGAGCGAGUUGUAGUGCAUCCAGCUCGACAAUCAGUGCGCCAAGUGAGAUUCUGGACAAAUGGGAAGAGUUUCGGACGGCUGGGGGUAGUCGUGCCAGUGUUACACAUUCGAAGGAUGCGACUGAGGUGCGGAACAGGAUUCACAGCCAUGAAAGUGGUUGGGCCUCUCGGGAUUUUGUUGGAAUGGAGUCCGGGAAGGACACAAAUGAUAUAGGGGCUAUAAAUGAGGAGGACGGGGUAGCUGAUGAUGAAAUAUCCUCUACGAUAUUGAGCAAGGAAGCGGAGAGAAUUCUCGAGAAUGCGAAGAAGAAAUUAACUCAUAUGGAGGGUAAUCUCAAUCGAGCGCGUUCUUCAUUGCGCAUGACUCCGUCGCCAUCUCCCCUAUUGGGUGCAUUUCCCCUGAGAACCCGCCAAUCCACUGGGAACAUGGGCAGAUCAUAUUCUAUAACUGAGAGACGGGCUCAAACUAGCCUUGCUGGAGCUCUGAUGCGUCAGAGAGUCUCCCAGGACACGAGUACCAAUGGCUUACAUUCCAGAGGGCUGAGCGAUGUGUCGAUCCGAUCCUCGCAAAGUAAUGGGGAUAAUAGAAAUAAUAUGCAACCUCCAUUUCGAUCUUUCAGCGCACUUGGGUCAACCAAUGCAUCAGGUUUUGGUGCAAAUGACAUAUCUCCCAAGAGUGAUCGCUUCAAACUAGAUCGUUACGAACCAAAAGCCACUUUCAAAUUCCCCGUGUCUACGGUCAACUAUGUUUCUGAGAUUUCAUCUGAACCCAUUGGCAAUGACGUCUCACAAGCCAAUUAUUCAUCUUCAAAACCAGACUUACUCCCCACCAACGUCAACAAUAAUAACCUUGAAAAUGCACCUCCUGACCGUGAGAACUGCAUUCCGAAAAUUUCGUCAGUGGAGGAAUUCAAUGCCACGUAUCCAGCUAUUGUUCCGCCUCGUUCCCAGUCACAGCUCCAAGUUCGUGGCCUUCAGGACCAGAUGCAAGAUCUCAAAAGCAAGGUAUCGACUCUCAAAGUGCAGGCACAAGAAGAUACCCUUCGCCGACGGAGCCUUCAAAGUCUUCGUACUCCUAGUCCUUUUACAGCGGCAGAGCAGUGGUACACCACGGCCGGCGAAUAUGUCGAUACACAUGGUAAGGGUACUGAGGGUGCCCGGACGGGACAAAAUACCGAGAAUCAUAUUGAAGUUGCUGGUCAGCAGCAUGGGGCUCCUGUCAACGCCGAUUCAUUUCCUGGUCCUGCUGCAGUGGAAGAAUCAGCUACGCAGAGUACCUCGGAUAGGGAUCUGCAAGAUGACCAGCAAUCCACAAUAGACAGUCUUUACGAGGAUGCUGGUGAGGAAUUCGCUUAUGAUGAGGAUAUUGACCGAGUUGCUCUCGCUGAGAUUCUAAAUGAACCCCUUGAUAGCCCAAUAUCUUCGGAUGGCGGGAUGUAUCAAGAUUUCCCCCCAAUGCCUACCGUGUCCGAAACUACGCGGCAUGAGGAUCGCGAGGACGCCUUUGACUAUGAACAUUUCUUUCUACAUAGUGCGCUGGGUAACUAUUCAAGAGAUAAAGCCCGCCUGCGUAGUCGAAGUGUUGACUCUACUGGAUCCGUGGAAACUACAAGGCCGGCAAGCGAGACCACCGUUUACGUGGAUCCAUCUCCACAAGGAAGACAAGGCCACGUACGAAAUAACAGCACCGAUACUAUAUCCACGACAGCCACGUUUGCUACGGCAGCUGAGGGUACCGACUCUCCCGAUGAGGGCUAUAGCGGCGAUGAAAUUAAUAAUGUUUUGUACGGGAAUGGCAAUGGCAGCGCGAUGAAGUAUUUUAAUAACGACAACCGGUACCGCCAGCAAUUCCAAAGCUCCCGUGCAAGCACCUGGAACUCCAUGGUCAGCGAUGGCUCCUCAUCCCCGCCUCUCUCAGCCGCCUCCACCCCUCGCGACCCCAACAAAAGAUUCAGCUACAAAAGCCACAACCGCCAACAGUCCCAGGAAGCCUCAACACGCGAUGUAGCAGCCCAACUCCGUUCACCAACUGCCAUGAUCUCUUCAUUAAUAUCUUCGGCCGUGGCCCGAUAUUAUACUCCAGAGUCUGAAAAGGAAUCCAUAGUAUUCGACUCGCAGCUCGGACCGGAUGACACGAAACUGAUGGAGGCACUUUUUCAGAGCCUGGGCAAAGUGGCAUUGCAGUUGCAGUUGUCGUCUACUGUCGAUAGGCGAUCCACCACUGAUGAGAGGUCAUGCAUUCUCUUUCGGAGGAGGUUGGAUGCAGCUAGACGGGUGUUGGAAGGGCAGCUGGACGUUUAG